AAAGAUAACUGAACAAUUAGAGACUAUAGUCGACUUUCAAGCAAGGCCAGAAGAUGUAUCCACAGAGACAUUUUGUAAUAUUGCAAAGCUUCUCUAUACCAAUAAAAUCAAGUUGUCAUAGAUACUUUUUUACUAUGCAUAAACAUAAAGAAGAGUCCUGUAGAAAGGUCGGCAUUUGUAAUUAUAAAAAGAACAGCACUUGGCACACAUAAACAAAAAUAAAAAUAAACAGUUCUUUCUUCUUGUCAAUCAUGAGUUACCCAUACUCUCUUCCAACCACUGGUUCUUUAUCUUUUGUAGACUUUUUCCAGACAGUAGAGCCAUACUCGCUUGAGAUAUCAGAUGCAACAGCUAGAAGAGGACAGCUUCGAAAUGUGUUGAAAGAAAUGAAGAAAGAGACACUGUCUUCUCGAGAUUACUCACUUUUGAUGAAUACUAUUGAAGAAUAUCUACCCUACCUGGUUAGUAUUGUAAACUGUAUCGAGACCGAAAAACUAGUAUUAAAAAAAGACAUUGAAACUUCUUGGCGAACGACCUUGAGCGAUCAUAUUAUCCAUACAGGAAGUAAUGCGCCUCGUGUGUCAUGCAAGGAUAUUCACUAUGAGCUUAUUUUUGUGCUGAUGACUUAUGCUUAUGCGUGUACUUUACAAACCAACUAUUUGCUUGCGGAAAACAACCCAGCAUUAUACAAUAAAGCAGCUGAUACAUUAAAUACAGCAGCUAGUGUCUUUCAUUUUAUAGCAAAUACGGUAAUACCCAGCUGGAGUAAUGCUCCAGAAAACAGGCCAAUCGAAACAGUUCGCGAAUUGGCUGUGGCACUUUCAAAAAUGGCGCUGGCUGAUGCACAGGCAAUAGCCAUCAAGAAGGCACUUGCUUCAAACAAUACAUCGAAAUCACUGAUAGCCAAGCUGUACAUGGGAGUAGCAGAUCAGUACCAGAUGGCACACGGAUUGAUCACGUCUAUUAAGGGAGCUCAAGACGAGGUAUCAAGUGAUCUGAUAAAGUAUUUAGCCGAUGGGAUAUUGUUCUAUAAAGCAAUGACAAAAAAGUUUUUGGCCAUGCAUGCUAACGAUAGCCAAAAAAUGGGUCAAGCUGUUGGAUUUGCUAAAGAGUGUAAAGCUGAUUUGCGCCUUUUACAGCACAUGAGUCUAUCUAAGAAGCACUUGAAGAAAUCUGCAAUUGCAUUGAGAGCGAGUCAUGAGGAAGAAGAAGUCAACGAACUGAUCAGUAGAUAUACAAUGAUCAAUGAUACAGUAUCAUAUGAACCCGUGCCUUCUAAACAGGAUUUACAACGCUUGAUACCAGGAGGUAGAGGUGUGCUUGAGUUAAAGCCCUAUAGCUUACCUAGCCCUGCCUUUGGACCAUCCGAGGAAUUUAAACCAGAAAUAUCAUACUUACUUGAAGGAAGAUAUUUUUAAUACUAUACAUAAAACACUAAUUGUCUAAAUCAAUAAGAUAUUCAUAUACAUUAAAUUAACUUAAAGUGGCAUAGAGAGGCAAUAUGACCUAUCAAUAUUAUCAUUACUACUAUUUGGUAUGUUGAGUUUCUUUGCAGCAAGCACCAGAUUGAAGAAGAAUGUCUCAUCCGAAUAGAUCCUUUAUACAUAUCUGAACCAAACGAAAUAAAAAAACAUUUGCUCUUCAGCGGUUGUGAUGGAAUAUAAACCUACUCUUCUCUUUGCUUAAAAAAGAGUCUAGA
Molecule: messenger RNA, 1699 nt
Organism: Rhizopus microsporus ATCC 52813
Lineage: Eukaryota; Fungi; Mucoromycota; Mucoromycetes; Mucorales; Rhizopodaceae
Exons: 7
Coding region: 252-1418 (388 amino acids)
Biological process (GO): cellular response to pH
Cellular component (GO): plasma membrane
Source: RefSeq, a predicted model, not a curated record